GCAGGUUUAGCAAACACGGCAUCAUAGAUGCCACACUUGAGCCCAGACAGACUGCUUGACAACAUCCACUCACAGCUGAUCAUGGACAAUUUAGAACUUCUAUCUUCUAUCUUCUCUUUAUGCAAAACCAUUUAUGGAAUGGUUGGAAAUAUGAAGACCAACAAGGAGCGCUGUCAACGAGUCACCCAAAGAGUCAAAGCCCUGGAAGAUGUGGUUCUGUUAAUCAAACAAAGGGGCCCGGGCCAAAUGUCUUCCGCUGUGGUCAAGGCUCUGAAUGAGCUCUGGAUCACUCUGAUUUCCACCAAUGAGCUGAUAAAGAAAUACUCCCAAACUAAGGCUUUCUUGAACUUCGUGAAAUCCAAAAGCCAUGAAGAACAGUUCUACAAGAUGAACGAAAGUCUCACUGAUAACUUCCAGGUCCUGUCCGGAGUUCUGCAGGUCGAAAAUGGGAACAUGCUGUGCAAAGUCUAUGACUGUGUUUCCGGAAUGCAACACAAUGAAGAGCUACCUCUGACUAGCCCCACAGCCCUGAUGCCUCGCCCCAUGCAUACAGCCCCCAUGCCUACAGCCCUGAUGCCUACAGCACUGAUGCCUCGCCCCAUGCCUAUAGCCCCCAUGCCUACACAUGACAGCCCUGAUGCCUACAGCACUGAUGCCUCGCCCCAUGCCUAUAGCCCCCAUGCCUACAGCCCCCAUGCAUACAGCCCCCAUGCCUACAGCCCUGAUGCCUACAGCACUGAUGCCUCGCCCCAUGCCUAUAGCCCCCAUGCCUAUACAGCCCCCAUGCCUACAGCCCCCAUGCAUACAGCCCCCAUGCCUACAGCCCUGAUGCCCAUGCCUCGCCCCCAUGCCUACAGCCCCCAUGCCUCUUACCUUGCCUCCAGCUAA
Hippoglossus stenolepis (Pacific halibut) is the source of this 888-nucleotide messenger RNA. RefSeq lists its product as uncharacterized. The record is from RefSeq and is a predicted model, not a curated record. Lineage: Eukaryota; Metazoa; Chordata; Actinopteri; Pleuronectiformes; Pleuronectidae. The transcript has 3 exons. The coding region runs from base 28 to 888 and encodes 286 amino acids. Gene Ontology annotation, biological process: cell surface receptor signaling pathway.